Acanthisitta chloris (rifleman) is the source of this 1020-nucleotide messenger RNA. RefSeq names its product selectin L (gene SELL). Gene Ontology annotation, biological process: heterophilic cell-cell adhesion; leukocyte tethering or rolling; response to cytokine. Gene Ontology annotation, molecular function: sialic acid binding; oligosaccharide binding. Bases 1 to 1020 code for a protein of 339 amino acids. The record is from RefSeq and is a predicted model, not a curated record. Gene Ontology annotation, cellular component: membrane; external side of plasma membrane. NCBI's taxonomy places the organism in Eukaryota, Metazoa, Chordata, Aves, Passeriformes, Acanthisittidae. The transcript has 7 exons.
AUGAUUUGCUUGUGGUUCCUCUCUCUUCUUACUUAUGGACUUACAAUACUGCAGGGGGUGAAUUGUUGGACAUACCAUUAUUCAGACACAAAUAUGACCUACAAGGAAGCAGAACUGUGGUGCAAAAAGAGGUAUACUAACAUGGUUGCCAUUCAGAAUAAGGAGGAAAUCAAGUAUCUCAAUGAAUUCUUACCCUUCAAUCGGGGUUACUACUGGAUUGGAAUCAGAAAAAUUAAUGAUGUGUGGACCUGGGUUGGAACUAACAAAGAACUGACAGAUGAGGCAAGAAACUGGGCUACAGGUGAGCCAAAUGGCAAAGGGAACAAUGAGGACUGCGUUGAAAUCUACAUCAAAAGAGGGAAGGAUGAUGGCAAAUGGAAUGAUGAGAAGUGUGAGAAGAAGAAGGUGGCCUUGUGCUACACAGCUUCUUGCAACUCUUCUCUCUGCGGUGACCAUGGAGAAUGUGUAGAGACUAUUAACAGUCACAGCUGCCAAUGUAACCCUGGAUUCUAUGGGCCUGCGUGUGAGUUUGUUGUGAGGUGUGAUCCACUAGAGAAACCCGAUCAUGGGAGCCUCGAGUGCAGCCACCCACUGGAGAACUUCAGCUACAACUCAUCCUGCACAGUUCAGUGUGAGGAAGGCUAUGAGCUGACUGCACUGGAAUCUGUACACUGUACCUCUUCUGGGGUCUGGUCUGCCCCCCUUGCAGCGUGCAAAGUUGUACAGUGUGAACCAUUGAGCUCUCCUGAGAAAGGCUUUAUGAAUUGCUCACGUGCUGCUGGGAUCUUCACAUACAACACAGCCUGCCAUUUCAGCUGUGUGGAGGGAUGGAGUCUCAAUGGCUCUCAUCUGCUUGAAUGCAGUCAUUCAGGAAACUGGAGUGCAAGCCUGCCCACGUGUGAAGCUUCUGAACAACUCGGCUACGUCUCUGUGGGCAUAGCAGCCACAUCUGCCUCUCUGCUGUCCACAGGAACAUUCCUCCUUUGGCUUGCAAGGCGCUUCCGAAGGAAAGGAAUUUAA